Messenger RNA from Gekko japonicus, 2415 nucleotides. It is a transcript of the gene SMG9, whose product is annotated as SMG9 nonsense mediated mRNA decay factor. Gene Ontology annotation, biological process: nuclear-transcribed mRNA catabolic process, nonsense-mediated decay. The coding region runs from base 208 to 1740 and encodes 510 amino acids. The transcript is spliced from 14 exons. NCBI's taxonomy places the organism in Eukaryota, Metazoa, Chordata, Lepidosauria, Squamata, Gekkonidae. The record is from RefSeq and is a predicted model, not a curated record.
GCAGCAACGGUGGCCGACGAGGCUCCUUCCUCUCCUACCGUCUAGAUGCGCUGAUUCACAACCGACGCAUCCCACUUUUAGGCGACCGAGCCGUUCUGGAUGCGUGACGCCACCUUCGAGCUCAAGUGACGGUCUGACCAGCGGCUUUCCGCCAUAGACGGGGUCACCGGCCUUUCGCCCCCUCCGCCGCUCAGAUCCUGCUUCCCGAUGUCAGAGUCGGGACAUAGCCAGCCGGGGCUGUACGAGCGCCGCCGCCGCUGGAACCGCGAUAAGGAACUGGGUCACCAGAGCCUCUCCGGGCCAGGCCGGGACCGCGACUAUGUCCCCUGGGACCGGGACCGAGAGCGGCGGGACCCCGUGGAGGAGCCAAUGGGAUCCAUGAUGCAGAAGACCCCAAUCAUCCUGGCCAAGCCGCCUGCAGAGAGGUCCAAGGGAGCCCCGCCUCCUGCUCCCGCCCCAGCGCCUGCUGCCGCCCCGCCCAUCGAGAAGCCCAUCGUGCUGAUGAAGUCCCGGGAGGAGGGCAAAGCCCCCGCGGGAGCAACGGAGACGUCCGCCCAGCUUCCCGCGGCUGUCGCCAAGGUAGAGAAGGAGGGUCAGCGCCCCACACAACCGGUCUAUCAGAUCCAGAACAGGGGCAUGGGCUCGACCGCAUCCAGUGGCGUUAUGGACCCUGUGGUUGGUCAGGCGAAGCUCCUAGCCCCGGAGAAGAUGAAACACAGCAUCAAACUGGUGGACGACCAAAUGAACUGGUGCGACAGUGCCAUCGAGUACCUCCUGGACCAAACGGACGUGCUGGUGGUCGGCGUUCUGGGAUUGCAGGGUACUGGCAAAUCCAUGGUGAUGUCACUGUUAUCGGCCAAUCAACCUGAAGAGGACCAGAGAACCUACGUGUUCCGCACUCAGAGCCAAGAGAUCAAGGAGCGCGGGGGCAACCAGACCAGCGGCAUUGACUUCUUCAUCACUCAGGAGCGGAUCAUCUUCCUGGACACUCAGCCGAUCCUCAGCCCCUCCAUCCUCGACCAUCUCAUCAACAACGACCGCAAGCUGCCUCCCGAGUAUAACCUGCCCCACACCUAUGUUGAGAUGCAGUCCCUCCAGAUCGCCGCUUUCCUGUUCACCGUCUGCCACGUGGUCAUUGUGGUGCAGGACUGGUUCACGGAUCUGAGCCUGUACAGGUUCCUGCAAACGGCUGAGAUGGUGAAACCUUCCACUCCGUCCCCCAGCCACGAAUCCAGCAGCUCCUCCGGCUCAGACGAGGGCACGGAGUACUACCCGCACAUCGUCUUUCUCCAGAACAAAGCCAAGAGGGAGAACUUCUGUCCCCGGAACCUGAAGCAGAUGCACCUUGUGGUCGAUAAGAUCAUGAUGCACUCCCACCUGAAAUACAAGGGCACCCUUUCCAUGCUGGACUGCAACAUCUUCCCCGGCCUGCCCCCGAGUUACCUGGACACGGAGGUCAACCUGUUCUUGCUGCCUUCCACGGACACGGAUGCAGACGACGCCUUGCCCAGAGCAGCCCCUAGCAGUGGCCCGCUCUUCUCCCUCCUGCCCGGCUACAAGGGGCACCCCAGUUUCCCAUCUCUGAUCGCCAAGCUCCGGAGCCAGAUCAUGUCCAUGUCUCGGCCUCAGCUCUCCCACACCAUCCUGACGGAGAAAAACUGGUUCCACUACGCGGCACGCAUCUGGGACGGUGUGAAGAAGUCCUCCGCCCUUGCAGAGUACAGCCGCCUGCUGGCGUGAGUGUGGCGCCUUCAUGCCAGAGCCAGACUCCUCCCGUCUCAAGUGGGGCGAGCCGGAGUCCCUGUUCCCGCCGUACAGGGGCACGACGUGGGGUGCGGAACACAGUGGGGAGCCUACAGGCUGGGCCGUCACGCCUCCUACAGUGGUGCCAUAUGUGACCAAGGAGCGGACAGCGACCAGGAGCGGAAGACCCAGUGUUGUUUCUGUGCCAGGCCGUCGUCCUGCCUGCCCACCCAGUGCGGAUCGUGUCUCCAGUUGCCAUUUUGGGGCUCUCGUUUCCAUCUGCACAUCUGGAGGGAAGAGCUAUUCUGUUGAGCUGCCGCCCCUUCUGGAAAUGGGAAGCCCUUCAGUCAGGGUGGGGGUUCCGUCCAGACCAGCUGCCCCCUCCGAGUCUUGCAGGCACAGGGAGACCCCUCUGUAUUAGCUUUGGUGGGUCAAAGGUCAGCGGGGAGUUAACUUUGUAGCUCGGAGGGGGCUGCUCUCAGAUGCUUCUUUCCCUGACCGAUCCCCCUGCUCCCAUUCAGUGUUUUUCGUGCAUCCUUCCAGCACAAAGGAAGGAUAUUUAAGACUCCCCCUCCCGUUUGCUACAUCCCGCGUCUCUUUCCUAGAGCCGUUCCGGGAGUCCUCAUCGUCCUUCUGCUGCAAAGUGAAUCAGUCACUCCCUUUUGUGCAUAU